UUAGAUAAUAAUGGAGUAAACAAAUUUAAAUAAAACAUUGCAAGUAUGGACAGAUACGUAAUCACUGGUAAAAUUGGAGAAGGUGCUCAAGGGGUUGUUUUAAAAGCAUAUGAUACAGAAACAGAAAAUAAUGUUGCACUGAAGAAGUUAUUCUUAAAAAAUAUUGAAAAUGGCAUAUCAACAUCCAUUAUUCGAGAAAUAAAAAUUUUACAACAAUUAAAACAUGUUAAUGUUAUAGAAUUACUGAAUGCUUUUCCUACUGGUCUAGAGUUUGUAAUGGUUUUUGAAUAUAUGCCUACAGGUUUAUGGGAGAUAAUAAGAGACAAUGAAAUUUCAUUGACCUCAAGUCAAGUGAAAACUUAUACGAAAAUGAUUUUAGAGGGUAUUGCAUAUAUACAUGGAAAAGAUAUAAUACAUAGGGAUUUAAAGCCAGCUAAUUUGUUAAUAAAUGAUAAAGGCAUUCUGAAAAUUGCUGAUUUUGGUUUAGGAAGAUUAGCAUGGAAAAAUAUAUCAAAACCAUAUUCUCAUCAAAUUGCUACUAGAUGGUACAGAGCACCUGAAUUAUUAUAUGGGGCUAGGUAUUAUACAUCUGCAAUUGAUAUGUGGUCUGUUGGUUGCAUUUUUGGUGAAUUACUUAACAAAUCACCAUUAUUUCCAGGAGAAACAGAUAUUGAACAACUAGCAAUGGUUUUAAAGCAUCUGGGAUCACCUACAUCAGAAACAUGGCCAGAAUUAAAUUUGUUACCUGACUAUAAUAAAAUUACAUUCCCAUAUCACAAAGGCGUAACAUGGGAAAGUACCAUAGAAGAUGCUGAACCAGAAGCUAUUGAUCUUAUUAGUAAAAUUCUUAUUUAUAAUUCAUCGAAACGUUUAACUGCUGGUGAAGCACUAAAUCAUGUGUAUUUUCAUGUUAAACCUUACAUUUCUUUAGAAAAUUUAAUAAAACCAUCAAGUAAUCAUCGUAAUCAAAUAAAACAAAAAGAAAUCAAUGUAAAUGUACAAGUUACUGCGCUUUUUAAAAAGUUAUUGACAAUUGUAUAAUGUAUAUUAAAGCAGUUUAUGAUAAACCUACUAUAAUAUUAA
This is a messenger RNA of Megachile rotundata (alfalfa leafcutting bee), 1083 nucleotides long. Its product is annotated as cyclin-dependent kinase 20. Gene Ontology annotation, cellular component: nucleus. Gene Ontology annotation, biological process: protein phosphorylation. The record is from RefSeq and is a predicted model, not a curated record. Gene Ontology annotation, molecular function: protein serine/threonine kinase activity; ATP binding. Lineage: Eukaryota; Metazoa; Arthropoda; Insecta; Hymenoptera; Megachilidae.